UCCAUUGCUCACAACUUUCCACCAGAAGUCUUCAUAGCUUUUCGUGUGUUCAACGUUUAUAUGAUGGACGAAUGUGACGAGUCGUCGGACAUUGAGAUGGUGUCUAUGGAAGAGAGUAUACAUGUACAAGAAAAACCAAACGAUCCUAUUAGGACUACCGUAAAAGCAGAGCCAUGUACGCAGGACAGACGUAUUGGCAUAUUUGUGACAGGUAUUGAUACAUUCAGCAAAGAAGAGAAACUAAAGAUGGAAGAACGAGCAAAGCGUUUUGGUUUGACAGAAAAAUUAAAAAACUUAUUCUCUGAUCAAGAAAAAGAUUUAUAUAGCAGUAUGGGUAUCACAGAUGACGAUCAUAUGAAAAAUAUUAGAUUAAAUGUUAUUCAUGUUAGAGGCACUGAGGAAAUGAGUACCAAAGAUGUAUUGAAAUAUUUUAAAGAUUAUGCUCCACAGUCUAUUGAGUGGAUCAAUGAUAUUUCAUGUAAUGUAGUUUGGUUUGAUAACUUGUCAGCAGCCAGAGCUAUGUUGGGAUUAUCAAGAAAAAUAUUAAAUAAUACCAAAAAAUAUUCAGAUGGAAAUCUUAAUCCAGAAACUGAUUCUGAAGAUAGGAAAGAUUGUAAAGAUGAUGAUUGGAUAGAAAAUGGGAAAAAUAAGUUUGCUAAUAUAGACAAUGAUAAAAAGAGAGAAAAUUAUAUAAACAUUAAAGAUAUAGAUUAUCCGUUACCUCCUGGCACAUGGAGAAAAGGGAUUGAUUACCCAAAAUCUAAGGGAAUAUUUUUAAGAUUUGCUACCAGAAUGGAUAGGAAACAGUCUAAUGCAGAAAAAAUAAACGAAUAUAAAGAAUACGGAAGCACUAAUUUCAGAGGUUUCAAAAAAGCCCUAACAGAAUCUCGUAAACGUAUAUACAAGCAAAUUCAGCAAAAUAAACACAAAUUAUCGACUGAAAAUAAAGAUCAAAAUCAAAUGAAGAAUCCGUGGGGUACAUUGUCUGAGACAUGGGGUUUAAAUGAUGUUGUGGAAGAUGACUUUCUCCCAAGAAGUGAUCAAGACCAUGGACGUAGCAUAAAAGACAGAUUAGGUACUAAAUCUUUGGAUAAGGACACAACACAAGUGAUGGAAUUAGGAGAAAUUAGCUCAAGCAGUGAUAGUGAGGAGAAUUGGUGUAAGCGAAGCAAAGUUUUGCGAAUGCGAAUGCAUGCCGAUGACGAGGAGGAAAAACAGCAAAAACGACGAGCAAAACUUCGAUAUCAGAUGAUUCUUAAUAAUUUAAAUAAUAGUGGUGAUUUGCGAUCAAAGCUGAAAAAACCCAGAACAAAAAUACAGUAUCAUGAUCCUAUUCAAGUAAUAGUCACGAACACGGCCCUAACAAAACCAAGUUCUUUGAAACAUGAUAAUAGCUCUAAGAUAAUAUGGAAGCGAAAUCGUCAAAUAAUGAAAGAAAUCCAACCAUCGGAAAGGGAAGAAGGAGAGUGGCAAGAAUCGGAAAACGAAAGUGAUCAGAAAAAAGAAGAUGAAAGGAUUGAUCAAAGUCAAUAUAGGCAAUACACAUUAUCAGAAGACAACCAGAAAAAAAAAGAGGAAGGACAAGAAGAAGAGCAAGAGGAGGAAGAAAAGGAUGAACACAGAGAAGACGAAGAGGGUAGUGUUGAAGAAGACAGUAAUGUGCCUGCGAAGGAAAUUCAGGGUCCUAAAGGAAGUGUGAUAAAAGUAAUCCCACCCAAGCCACGUAUUGCCUCCACUGUAUGGACAAGAUUAAAUCACUUAAAAAGUGAAAUUAAUGAUAGCUAUCUGACAAACAGACAAUCGAGAAGUCAUGAUUUGAGAAAUACUUUGAAAGGCGGUGACUUACGAUCACGCAUUGGAAACCAUACCAGAGGACGUUCUCCACUGAGGAUAGAAGUGAAAAACGAUAAAUAUACAAAAAAUGAAAGCGACGGAGAAUGAUUGCAAUCCAAAUGAAUAAUAUAGUUCAUUUGUUUAACAGUCUAACAUUUGUAAAAAGAGCGUUUAUUACAUCGGUUUAUGAUUUUUGAGAUA
Harpegnathos saltator (Jerdon's jumping ant) is the source of this 2034-nucleotide messenger RNA. Its product is annotated as nuclear cap-binding protein subunit 3. Gene Ontology annotation, cellular component: nucleus. The transcript has 8 exons. The coding region runs from base 61 to 1941 and encodes 626 amino acids. NCBI's taxonomy places the organism in Eukaryota, Metazoa, Arthropoda, Insecta, Hymenoptera, Formicidae. Gene Ontology annotation, molecular function: mRNA binding; RNA 7-methylguanosine cap binding. The record is from RefSeq and is a predicted model, not a curated record.